Molecule: messenger RNA, 720 nt
Organism: Giardia duodenalis
Lineage: Eukaryota; Fornicata; Diplomonadida; Hexamitidae
Product: R-SNARE 3
Exons: 1
Coding region: 1-720 (239 amino acids)
Biological process (GO): vesicle fusion; vesicle-mediated transport
Cellular component (GO): plasma membrane; SNARE complex
Molecular function (GO): SNAP receptor activity; syntaxin binding
Source: RefSeq, a predicted model, not a curated record
AUGAGUGCCGGGAACAUUUAUGCGCUCUACGCCUAUCGCCAACGCGAUUACCGCCUUUUGGGGUCUGCAAUCUACGUAGAUGCAAAACGCCAGGAGGUUUCUCUGUCAGUGUCCAAGCUUGUCGACUCCUUCAGAGAGAAAAAUACAGCAUUAACUGUGGCAAACUCCCGACUUUGUAUUAAAACGAAGGACGGCUUUUCUCUCCACCUUCUUUAUCGCGAAUUCGCGGUCGUCGGGGUCCCGCUGGGAAUAGUCUUCAUCGCAGCUGCAAGAGAAACACACAGAACGACACUCGUCAACAGCUUUCUCAACGACAUCACUUCCGACCUAGAUGGCAACAUGACAGCAAUAAAACUGGCAGAUUCACGUGAUGAGCCGGACACACUUUCCCGCGCACUUUUGUCAGCCAGCCAACUUCCUUUAAAGAAGUACGACCAGGUAGCAGGAGAUAUGCUUGGUCAAAUUCAGAGUGACAUGGCUUCUAUUCGCGACAAUGCGGCACGGAACAUAGACAAGCUCAGGGUCAACACGGACACGCUCAACACCAUAGAGCAGAACGCAGGACAGCUUGCCACCAGUGCAGACGCCUUUAAGUCGGAAGCAAAACGCGUGGAGAAGGCAGCAAAGUGCCGCAAGAUUAAGAUGUACGCGAUCAUAGCCGCGAUUAUACUGGUCAUUCUCCUCAUAAUCAUCGUUCCCAUCGCGAUCAAGUUUUCUUAA